AUGGGUUGGGAGUUUUGGGACUCCAGGGCUCUUGUUUUCUGGUGCUUCGUGUUGUCUUUGAUCCAUGUUUCAUUUGGUUCUAAGGUUAGGCAUUUCCAAUGGGAAGUGGAAUACAUGUACAGCUCUCUAGAUUGUUUGGAACAUGUCGUGAUAGGUAUCAAUGGCCAGUUUCCAGGGCCGACCAUCCGAGCUAAAGCCGGAGACACCAUUGUUGUGGAACUCACUAACAAGCUUCACACCGAGGGAGUUGCCAUUCACUGGCAUGGAAUCAGACAGCUUGGAACACCAUGGGCAGAUGGGACUGCUUCCAUUUCACAAUGUGCUAUCAACCCUGGAGAAACUUUUACAUACAGGUUCAAAGUUGACAGGUCUGGAACGUACUUUUAUCAUGGACACUACGGAAUGCAAAGAUCAGCAGGAUUGUACGGGUUCCUGAUAGUGGACGAGCAUGGAAAGAGAGAGCCCCCAUUCUAUUACGAUGGUGAGUUCGACCUAUUGUUGAGUGAUUGGUGGCACCAAAGUGUUCAUGAGCAGGAGGUUGGUCUUUUCUCUAAGCCAUUCCGCUGGGUCGGUGAACCCCAGGGCAAUUCAAUUGUUCAUUGGCCAAAAUUUAGCAACAAUGCUUCUGUCAGCCAAUGCAAGUUUAGUGGGAAUGAGCAAUGUGCACCCCAAAUCUUGCAAGUCCAUCCAAACAAAAUCUACAGGCUGAGGAUUGCUAGCACCACUGCUUUAGCUUCACUCAACUUGGCCAUUGGGAAUCACAGAAUGAUGGUGGUGGAAGCUGAUGGAAAUUAUGUGCAACCAUUUGAAGUUGAUGACUUGGAUAUUUAUUCAGGGGAAAGUUAUUCAGUCCUCUUAAGAACAAACCAAAACCCUUCCUCCAAUUACUGGAUUUCAGUUGGUGUAAGAGGAAGAGAGCCCAAAACCCCGCAAGGCCUCACCAUUUUGAACUAUAUUCCCACCCCUGCAUUAGAACUCCCUACCUCUCCAACUCCUGUAACACCUCGAUGGAACGAUUAUGAUCACAGCAAAGCGUUCACUAAAAGGAUUCUUGCCACCAAGGGGUCCCUUCAGCCACCAAGAAGUCAUGAUCGCAGGAUCAUCCUCCUCAACACUCAAAACAAAAUCAACGGAUUCACCAGGUGGUCUAUCAACAACAUUUCCUUAACAUUGCCUUCGACCCCUUACUUGGGCUCCGUUAAAUUUGGGCUCAACAAUGCUUUUGAUCAAAAACACCCUCCGGACAACUAUGAUAACAGUUAUGAUAUCAUGAAGCCUCCGGUGAACCCCAACUCGACACUUGGAAAUGGAGUUUACACCAUCAACUUCAACACCACAGUGGAUGUGAUACUUCAAAAUGCCAAUGCAUUAGCAGAAAAUGUCAGCGAGAUACAUCCAUGGCAUUUGCAUGGUCAUGAUUUCUGGGUGUUGGGCUACGGAGAAGGGAAGUUCAGAGAAGAAGACGAGCAUAAGUUUAACUUGGAGAACCCACCGUCACGAAACACCGCUGUGAUCUUCCCAUAUGGAUGGACCGCAUUGAGGUUCGUUGCUGAUAAUCCAGGAGUUUGGGCAUUCCAUUGUCACAUCGAGCCACAUUUGCACAUGGGAAUGGGAGUCGUCUUUGCUGAAGGUGUCCGUCGUGUUGGUGAAAUACCCAGAGCUGCUCUUGCUUGCGGCAUAACUGGACGUUUUUAA
Messenger RNA from Theobroma umbraticum, 1695 nucleotides. Lineage: Eukaryota; Viridiplantae; Streptophyta; Magnoliopsida; Malvales; Malvaceae. The record is from RefSeq and is a predicted model, not a curated record.